UCUACAAUGGCCGAUGUUCGAAGCCUCUUCGAUAUUUCGGUUGUAAUUAUUUUAAUUUAUUGAAAAAAAAUGUAAUAUUCUUCGUAUGAAUUAAUUAUAUUUUUACAAACGGAAUGAUAUCUUAUUUAAUCGCAUUUCAUUAUUUUUAUCCACUGGACGUGCUUUUAUCGAGUAAGAACUCGGUGAUAUAAAAACGAAGAUGUCUUCUAAGAGUGAAUUAAAAAAGUUAUCAGAAGAAAGCUUAACGAGACAACCUGAAGAAGUUUUUGAUAUUAUAUGCAAACUAGGAGAAGGAUCUUAUGGAUCAGUUUAUAAAGCGCUGCAUAAGGAGAGCGGGCAAGUGCUUGCCAUUAAACAAGUACCUGUGGAUACGGAUUUACAGGAAAUCAUAAAAGAAAUUUCAAUAAUGCAACAAUGUGAUUCUCCAUAUGUUGUUAAAUAUUAUGGAAGUUAUUUUAAAAAUACGGACUUAUGGAUUGUAAUGGAAUACUGUGGAGCUGGAUCUGUUAGUGACAUUAUGAGAUUAAGGAAAAAAACUUUACAAGAGGAUGAAAUCGCUACGAUUCUUAGUGAUACCUUGAAAGGAUUAGAAUACUUGCAUUUAAGAAGAAAAAUACACAGGGACAUUAAGGCUGGAAAUAUUUUACUAAAUAAUGAAGGACACGCAAAAUUAGCCGAUUUUGGUGUUGCGGGUCAAUUGACUGAUACAAUGGCUAAACGUAAUACAGUGAUUGGAACACCAUUUUGGAUGGCACCUGAAGUUAUACAAGAAAUAGGAUAUGACUGCGUUGCAGAUAUAUGGUCACUUGGUAUAACGGCUUUAGAAAUGGCAGAAGGAAAACCUCCAUAUGGUGAUAUUCAUCCAAUGAGAGCAAUAUUUAUGAUUCCAACUAAACCUCCACCUAGCUUUAGAGAACCGGAUCAAUGGAGUCCAGAAUUUAUUGACUUUGUCAGCGGGUGCCUUGUUAAAAAUCCAGAAGAAAGAGCUACGGCUUCUGAAUUACUCAAUCAUGAAUUUAUUGGUAAUGCAAAGCAACCAAGUAUUCUUAGUCAUAUGAUCGCUGAAGCUCAUGAAAUACGAGAGAAGCAAAGUGCACAUCGUGCACAUGUUAUCAAUAACGUUGCGAUUAAAAAUCAAAAUCAAGCAGAUGAUUCGGAUGAAGAAGAUUGUAGUGGUACCAUGAAACCUUUGCCAGAAGAUACAGGAACACUUGUACCCAGUCAUGAUUUGCCAGACACUGGAACGCUUGUAUCUGCAGUAUUAGAUCUUGGUACAAUGGUCAUUAACAGUGAUACUGAUACUGAAGCCACUAUGAAAAGGCAUAAUACUGGAUCAGUUGAAUCUGGAAAAAAAUAUCGACCUUUGUUCCUUGAUCAUUUUGACAAAAAGGAAGCACCCGAAAUAGGAAAAGGUAAUGGACAAAUAUCAGGAGCGCAUAAUGUAGAGAUGGCUAAUAAAAUCGAUGUUCAAGGUGCUACAGAAUCUCAAAGGUUUCAAAGCCAUUUACAAUUACAACUCAAUCAAAUAUCACAUCCGGUACAAGAACAACCGGUCAAUAAUGUAGCCAAGUUUCAAAAUGUUUUUACGGAACGUGAUUUUGACUUUUUAAAGUUUCUAUCUUACGAAGAACUACAACAACGAAUGGCUAAUCUGGACGCAGAAAUGGAACGCGAAAUUGAUGAAUUAAGAAGAAGAUAUCAAACGAAGAGGCAACCAAUUUUAGAUGCCAUGGAUACUAAACGAAAGAGACAACAGAACUUCUAACAGUUUGAUUUCUUUUUUUAAACAAAUGAGUGUGAUGAUAGAUAAAGAGUGUACAGUUGUAUAAACAAAUAGAUUUUAUCCACUUCAUCCCUAGUUUCGUCAAAGAAAAGGACAUUUAUUUUAUGUACAUUUAUCUGGUAAGAGAUAUAAUCAUUUAAAAAUAACUUCCCCUCUUUAAAUAAAUGUUUCUUAUCUUUGGGAAACUAGGGUACAUAGGUAAUACUAGCCAAUAGCCUCACGUCACCAAUGUAAAUUAUUUUACAUCAUGACUUAGGUGAAGAAACAGUAACACUACUUAACUCUUCCUUCAUAUUUCUUUUCGUGUUUUUUUUUCUCUCUCUUUAUUUUCUAUUAAAUUUACACAUAUAUUUACUGUUAAAUAUACUAUUCUUAUAAAGAAAGUAUAUAUAUACAUAUAUCCCUUUUUAGGGUUGAUUAGGAAAUGCAAGAAGGUGUGCAAUGCAUGUGAAACGGGAAAGCAUAAAGUUUACAAUUGUUGGCUUGUUUGGAAAUGACAUUUGACGAUACAAUCUUGCGUCUACUAGUCACAUUUAAUGCCAUUUAUUUUAACAAGAAUUAUUUUUAAUGAAAUCAUUAUUAGAGCUUAAAUAUUGGCUUUCUAAAGCUACUUCCUCCCCCCUACUUGUUACUUGCACUAAUAAACCUUACCGUUAUGUAAGGUGCAGUGAAAAAUUGAACGUCGUAUUCAACGCGAUAAUAUGACCAGUGACCUGAAGUUUUAGAAAGAAAUACCACUACAAGCCCUGAACAUCAUUCACAUAAUACAUACAUACAUAUAUAUAUAUAUAUAGAAAUUUCGUUUUAGGCAUUUAAGUAUUUUCAUUUAAUUUCAAACGCGAAUUAUACUUUAUUGCUAAUUCUACUGCCAUAUAUAGUAUAUAAUUUCAAUAACGCGUGAUGUCAAUAUUAGCUUACAUCAAUUUAAUCUCACCUGAGAGAGAUAUUCUUUCUUAAGCACGAAACACCAUAUAUUUAAAAUAUAUAAAUUUAUGCAUUCUCAUACAUGAUAGUUUUUACGUAAUUUCACGUAACACAUUAUGGUGGGUGAGAGGAUACAUUGCAAGAAAAUAUUUCGAGAAAGAACUUACUAGGAUUAGUCUUCCCUAUUAGAGAAUAGUCUUAUAUUUCUCUACUUCGCAAUAUUAGGGUGUUGAAAUUAUCGAAAUUGCGAAGUUUUACGACUACUAGUAAUGAUUAUGAUGUCAUGAUAUUAAUAAUCAUCGAUUAAUUCAACAAAACGAUAUUUAUAUAGAAUUUUCAAGGAUUUUUUUUCCAAGGAUUCGCUGAAUCCACAUCUUCGUCAUCUAUUUCAUGAUCAUGAUCUUUAUUAUCAUUUGUAAUAGCACGAUUUUCAAAUGGAUAAUCAUAGGCCUCGUCUUCUUCAUCGAAUCUUGUUACAUUUAAUUCAUCAUUAUAAUCCUCAUCAUUUUCAUCUUCCGCAUGAAGCUUCAAAUCGAAAUCAACGGGUAUUAUUUUUCUAGUCCGUCUGGUAUUUAAACUAUCGGAAUCUCUACGAGCAGGUUUCGGUACGGUCGGCGACCCAUUUUCUUUCAUGUUGUUAAUGUCGGAUGUCUGUUCAUUCGAUCGUGCUCUUUCUUCAAUCGUAGGACCUUGUCGUCUAUCACGUGAUGAUCGUAAAGGUUUCGGAGGGUUCUUUAUAUUCUCUAUCAGCAAUUUUCGUAAAGUGCAUUUUUUUCAUAAAGGAGGUAAUUGUCUCUCUGAUGCUUUUUUCAAAGUUAGUCGACUUCGAAUAAAUUCAAGAAUAAUAAUGUGAACGUCUUUCUUUGGAUGAGGUGUCGGAUUCAGACGAUACCUUCGUUCCCGAAUAUUAUCCAUUAAAAUUUCGUAAGGGGUUAAUUCAAAUUCUGCACCUCGUCUCGGCCCUAAAGUACCAAUUAGUGUUAUAGCAGUAGUACAUACACCAGGAUUAGUUGCUCCUACUGCUUUCUUUAUAUUAUCUACUAUUAAAGAUUAAUUCAUCCAAAUUCUAUAAGACCCCUACUCAACCAAAGCAAUGUUUCUUGCUGAACUUUAGGAUUCUUUUGACUAAAUGCAAAUGUAAAUAUUUCAUUAACCACAUAUUCAAAAACUAGUAGCACUUGCUAUUGAUAAAAGUGUCUCGGAUGCAAGUGCACUAUUUUUUGCACAUCCCAGUUUUUCUGUAAUAUCUGUUAUGCAAUAUCCAGAAACAGUGCAUGAGAAUGGUUGAUUAUCUGUCAACAUUUUUAUAAUUUCCAAUUAAUGUUUUUGAGAAUUUGGAAGUUCAUGUCUUUUGGGCCAGAUUUUUUUUUGUCAAUGUUCAUACAAUGAUUUGUGCAGAUACAUCAUCUGUUGGCUCCAAAUCCUUUACAAUCUGAGAAAGUUGUUCAACAGCAGACAAUCGAGUUUUUCAGUAUUUAUCUACAAAUCCCGAAAUAAUUUCAUUUGGUAAAAUUAGUGAGAAGCAAUUUCUUCUAUUUCUUCAGUGCUGUGUAAUCUUUUCUCCUAUUUUCAUAUUUGAAGGUUUUUUUUUCGAAGCUUUUGAGAAGACGUUAAAAAAAGGUCUCUUCACACAACUCUUUAGAUUAUUCAAUAAAUUCGUUUAAUAUUUCCUUAUAUAAGUUUGUUUCAUACGAUUAGCUA
Molecule: messenger RNA, 4408 nt
Organism: Polistes dominula (European paper wasp)
Lineage: Eukaryota; Metazoa; Arthropoda; Insecta; Hymenoptera; Vespidae
Gene: hpo
Product: serine/threonine-protein kinase hippo
Biological process (GO): protein tetramerization; intracellular signal transduction; protein phosphorylation
Cellular component (GO): cytoplasm
Molecular function (GO): protein serine/threonine kinase activity; ATP binding
Source: RefSeq, a predicted model, not a curated record